This is a messenger RNA of Nematostella vectensis (starlet sea anemone), 2525 nucleotides long. RefSeq lists its product as uncharacterized. Bases 159 to 2411 code for a protein of 750 amino acids. The record is from RefSeq and is a predicted model, not a curated record. Gene Ontology annotation, cellular component: endoplasmic reticulum; nuclear outer membrane-endoplasmic reticulum membrane network; ribonucleoprotein complex. Gene Ontology annotation, biological process: intracellular mRNA localization. NCBI's taxonomy places the organism in Eukaryota, Metazoa, Cnidaria, Anthozoa, Actiniaria, Edwardsiidae. The transcript has 12 exons. Gene Ontology annotation, molecular function: mRNA binding.
CCCAGCGCGCUCUGCGGUGGAGUCAUAGAGAAGAGAAGCGCGAUCGUGAUUGUUGAGAAAUGUUUUGCUGUGAAAUGUAAAAACUCUAAAAUGUGAUAUCCGAAGGAAACUUAAGCAUCCUGUUUUGACAGAAAACAAGGAAACAGUGCUUCAGCUCAAUGAAUGUGGAGACUGUAAGCCCUGGAGAAGAACGGAUCGAUGGAUGUGCGGAAAAAUCGGCUUCUUCUAAUGUCAAGGAACAGGAGCCACAAAAACGCCCCAAGCAGCCGGACAGUAAGAGAUUUGAGCGGGAGAUCGAAACUCUGAAUGGGAAAAUACGAGAGAAAGAAGCUAAGCUGCACUCACUACAAAAACCUUCUCCACGAUCGAGGUCCGCUUCAAACUCAAGCAUCUACGCAUGGAAAGACAAAGAUACUCUGCUUGCAGAGUUGCGUUCAUAUAAAGUUAACAGAGAGAAAGAUAUUGAAGCCAGACAAAAGAUAGACAUCGAGCUCAAAAGACUCACAACUCUUGUACAGCAAAAGAAUGACGCAUGCCGCAAAGCUCAAGCUUGUUUAAAAUACAAGUCAGAAUCUAAGACUGAUGAAGCAAUAAGGAGACUCGAGCAUCAACUAAGAGUGCAGCAGCUGAAACUUCGAGAUGAGACAAGGAUAGUCACAGAGAUUGAUGCACUGCGCCGGUCAAAGAAGAUGAUUCAUGAAUUUGUGGCAUUAAAAGCAGUGUUAGAUCAGUUGAGAGACAAACAGAGAGCCCUACGCACAGAACGAGAUAUUUGUACUAAGAGAAUCAACACUCUGAAAACAAAAGAAGACGAGAUCAAGAACAUCUUGGAUGAGCAGAGAGGCAAGGCUGAGGAAGUUCGGGCUUUACAAAAGGAGACUGAAUCUGAGAGAGCACUUUUGAAAAAAGAAAUUGAUGGCCUUUAUGACCAGAAAAGAGCAUUAAUUGCUGCAUUCAACCAUGAAAAAAUUGAGUACUUCAACAGUCUUCGCGAGGCCAAGCUCCAGAACAGACAGAGAAAGAGAGAAGAGUCCCAGAAACACACAGAAGAAAAGCGAUCCAUGCAACAAAGAGAAAGGGCCACAAGAGGUCCCUCUCCCCCACCCUACCAAGCAGAGCUGGCACUGUGUGACACCCUACUAGACUACAUGGAGCGCUUGACGCCCAGCCAGCAAUCCGAGGAGCCGAGCCAGUCAAGGGAAGUGUCAACUACGCCCUCACCUGAACCUCUGGGUCAAGCUGUGAGCCCGCGUAAUGAAGAGUCCGGUGUGUAUCUAAAGAAGAAAGGAGAUGACGACCUGGAGGGGCUGUUUGCUGGUACAGCCAAACGAUCAAAACGUGAAAGCAAAAAGAACAGGAGAAGCCUAGCCAGAGAGCUGCCUAAGAAGCUCGUGCUACAUCCAGCCGUGGUUGACCAGUUCUGCUCGUUGCGGCUUUCCCCGCCCUCUUCUGUGGCAGAUAUCCCACGUGCAGUUGCCGACCUUAAUGACAAGAAGGAUUUCUUCGCUUCUGGUGCCGAGCAAGGUACAUCCUCUAGUCAGCUUACCUCCACCGCCUCCUCCCUCUCCGAGGACUCCUCAUCCCUUUCGCGCUCCGAUACCCCCAGCACUCGACCGGGCUCAGUUGCUAACUCUGAGUUACUUGAGGUUGACUUACAGAUCGCCACAGCUUUGCAACUCGGAGAUGAAUCCUUUUCUCAGCAUUCGUUCGCCGACUCGCAAGACUUCUCAAGUGACGAAUUCCCAAGUCUCCCCUCCAUGUCCUACCCAGUCCCCCCUCACACUACUGCUGAUGACAUUGGUGCUGAAACUAGUGCAUGGGUCCAUAAAGUUAUUGACACCGUGAAUGGCGGCUCUGCUAGAAAUGGAGUGAGUAAAGAACUUGCGGCAAACGGGGACACCAGUUCUGCCAUGGAACCCACAGUGGGCGAUUUAGAAAAAAGCGUUAAUCAUCAAAUAGACGUUAACGCGGAGGUGACUUUAAUAGAGAAUACUAAUAUCAAUAGGGACAAUGCCGAGGAAAGACUUGAUGAUCUUCAAAAAAAUAACAAAAACGGAUCAUAUUGCAAGCAAAGCACGAAUUUGGAUACCAUUGACAAACUCGUUGAGAACGAAAUAUCUGGUAAACAGAACAACUCGGAAAGCGAGGAAAAAGUUUACACCGAAAACUCUAAAAGUAGUGGCUUAUCACACGCCAUGUCGAAAACGGAUGAUAUUGCAGCUCUACCAGGCGAGGAGAGCAAAGAGGAGUUACCCCCCGAACUGAUCCAUCCAUCGAACUGCAGCAGUAAGUCUAUGAUUAAAACAGACGAUGUGUACAGUAACGGAGAAACUCCUGAUAUUUUGAACGAUCUGGACGAGACGAGAGUAUCACCUCCUGCUGUCAAUAAUUUUGAGAAAUGCCCAGCGUGAGUGACAUACGCCAAUCAAAAUUGAUUUACGCCCAAAUGAAAUGCUUUUUAGCCCGUGAUUCGUAACACUGUCAUACUUUUCUUACAUAUUGUAAUAAAAUCCAGAAUUGCUAUA